CCUUUUAGAAAAGGACCAGCCUUUAAUGCUCCAUAAUAUACAUGAGCAUUGGUGGAUUCAAGAAUAUACACCAGUAUCAAGAGUUGAAGAAAAUGCUGUUCGUGAUGAAGAUGCUCUGCAGCCUCUUUUGCAGAAUCUACAGAAUAGAUAUCAGAAAUGGCCAAAGUUCCAACAAACAGCAGCACGGGCAACAUUAGACAAUAUGAUCAAUGCCCUGACAAUGGUUUUGCAAAAUCCAAAAGAAGUUUCUACAAGAGGACGCCCUACUAUUGCUUCUCAACAUAAUUCAGCAAACUCAACCAGAAGAGAUCCUUCUGGGUUUGAGUUAGUGGAGUAUAAAGGACGACACUGUACUCUGUGUCGACAGCCUGGGCACAAUUCAUGCACUUGCCCAAGUGAAAG
Molecule: messenger RNA, 402 nt
Organism: Cetraspora pellucida
Lineage: Eukaryota; Fungi; Glomeromycota; Glomeromycetes; Diversisporales; Gigasporaceae
Source: the annotation of a GenBank genome assembly